CAAAAAGAAAAGCAAAUGGAAGAAGCUCCUGCUUCUGCUUCUGCUUCUGCUUCUGCUUCUUCUUCUGCUUCUGCUGCUGCUGCUGCUGCUGCUGCUGCUUAUUCCAAUCUCUUCUACAUGAACUCUUCGGGCAUGGACGUGUCGUAUCGGCCGCUGCCGUCGCUGUACCUGGCGUUUCUGGCGAUAUGGGCGGUGUCGGGUUUCUCUUGGACCUUCAAUACGUGGAGGAGUCGCCAUUUCCAGCAGGCGAAUAAUCUGCAGUGGAUACUCUCUGUAGUUCCAUUAAUUAAAGCUCUGCAACUGGCACUUUCAUUUUCAUUUUGGUACUCCUGUAUAAAUCUUCAGCUGUGCUCUUUGUGGAUGUCGUUUGGCGUGUACAUAACAGGAAUACUGUUUCAGACAGCUUGUUUCGUCUCGUUCAUGCUGAUCUCGCAUGGUUACUGCAUCAUGUGCGAGCGGCUAUCAAUACGUGAGCGACGAACAACCGCCACUUUGGGAUGUUUCCUCUACUUGUCUCUUAUCGGCUAUAAGGCCGCUGUGCCUUACUUCACAGUCUUUCUUCUGCUGAACUAUUCGGUCUCGUUUUAUGUCAUCUUCCGCCGAAUCUCCCACAACCUUUUGGUUCUACGAGAACAGUUGAACUUCAUAGAGGACGAAGAGAUGCACACGAUGCACCAUGCGUUGAAUACGAAGUAUACCAUGUUCAAGAGAUUCCAAGGCACAAUGCAGAUUGUAGCAAUAGCAGAUAUUCUGGUUUACAUGAAUGUCGACGAGACGCCAGAUAACUACUGGUUUCGUUUGCUAGUACGCGAAUGGGUGCAGUUCUGCAUCUUUCUGUACAUUGGGUGGACUUUCAGAACUCAGGAAGCAACACCUCAUUUUUCUGUGAUGCCUGCUUUGAGGUCCAGUUGGGAUAUGACAGUGCCCCCGAUUUACAGCGUAGAGAUGGAUGCGAGCAACUUAAAUGAUCUGGUUUCUCAAGAAUGGCAUGUCGCGGUGCCAACUUCUUUUCCUUCAUCGUGCCGUGGCAAAUCAAUGGAACAGUUGUUGGUGGUAGUUCAGAACCCUCGAUCGACGAAAAGACCCAGAGAAGAAGCACUUGUCAGCAGGAAAACUGCUUCUGCUGCUGCUGCUGCUGUUGCUGCUGCCACCAUAACUGUGAAAUAUCAGCAUGCAGAGAAUCAAGUAUAGUUCUAAAUUUUUUUUCUUUGUUUUUUUUUUUUUUUUUUUUUCUGGUUUUGCGGGACUAAACUGAGUUGCUUGCCACAGUAAGAUGACACAGGAGAUGAAACUGUCACUCAGAGCAAGUUUCAGUUUUCUCCAUACAAAGAGUUCAAUAUAGAGUCCAACAUGAAUAUGAUAUAAUCUUAUAAAUCCAAUGUAAAAUGCACUUCUAUCUUUAUUGAGAUAAAUGUAAAAUGCUAUUUUUAUCUUUAUCGAGA
Molecule: messenger RNA, 1442 nt
Organism: Ananas comosus (pineapple)
Lineage: Eukaryota; Viridiplantae; Streptophyta; Magnoliopsida; Poales; Bromeliaceae
Exons: 9
Coding region: 16-1191 (391 amino acids)
Source: RefSeq, a predicted model, not a curated record